CGAGUGCUCCGCGCCCUUCGUGUAAACUCUUUAGUUGUUUUCAGGAGUUGGUGGUCUUUAUGUUUGAAGUGUAUACAGAGCUGUGUUAACAACAAGCGGGAAGUAGAAAGGAAGACUAAAGUCGAGCUUAGCCAUGUAGUUUACCGUCGACCCCAAGGGAAAAAGAAGUGUGACUUUGUUUACUGUCCUGUAGUUUAAUAAAGCUACUUAAAAGUGUUCUAAAGCCGAUUGUCUGGUGGUUGUCAAGGACUGAAUCGGUGUUUUCGGCGAAAGUAAAGUGAACAACCCAAAGAGCAAGUCAAAAUGAUAGUUCAUAGACAAGCUGCUGCUGUGUACUCACGAAGAAGGUUAUGUGAUCUCCAUGCUCCUCUGUACGUCUAAUGUUGUUAGACUGCUGGAUGAUAAUUACUUCAAAUGUAAAAGAAGAAAAGCAAGAUUAACAUUGAAGAAGUAGACUUUGCUUCAUUAACUGCAGAUUUCACCACAACUUUAUUUUCUUCAGUGAAUAUAUUUUGUUCUGUGUUUUAUUUAAAAGGGGUUUGCACUUUAUAAGGUUUAAUAUAAUUAUUCAAAUAUCUUAUUGUCCUUGUAGGAAAUAUUUAAUUGUUUGAAAUUCUUUUUUUUUUUGUUUUGAGGUGAAAGUGUCAAAGAUUUCUAUAGCUUGAGUUAGUUGCCAUUUAUUAUAUUUCUGUUUCAAGGUACAAAAUCAUCUGGGUAGAAGAGUUCAAUAAGUUAAUUAGAUAAGAAUUAUUUUGUAAGAGCAGGAAGCAACAGUGUGUCAUCAAGACUUCAAAGUUACUGUAUGUUUUGUUUCAUUUAGUGAGUUGUUCAUUAUUAUUUUGUGUAUAGAUGGAGGUGUUGUAAGAAAGAAAUCCCAAGUUUACCUGAAGGAUCUGUAGCAAAAACUAAAUUAUGGACAGCCAGGAUAUAAAAGUUGGAGAGGUCAUGAAAAAACCCACAGUGGAACAAAGGUUAGAGGUUGAGGAAGAGCAAAGCCAAGAAAGCGCAGAGAGGCAGGGCAGUAUGGAGUGUGACAUAAGCGAAAGUGCAGUCACUUCUCAUUUAGCAGAUGUAAAUAUGCUUGAUAGGGAACUAACAUUAGAAACCGGUGUUAGUGAGGUGGCUGAUGGCCAAACACCCAAAGAAUCGGAGGAAAGUAGUCUACUGAGUAAUGACCAUCCGUUGCCAGAUGAGUUGGAUUCUGAACAUGGAUUCAUUUUUGACAAAUGUUCAGAGGCUGCAGUAAACAUGUCCAGCAUAGGGAGUGCUGUGCAAGCAUCAGACCUGGCAAGUCAGGAGGGCACUGACCUAGCAGCUUCUUCUCCAUGCACAUCUGAUGUUGGUUUGUCUGAGUGUAAAUCUGCACUGCCUUCCUCUGCUCAAGGAGAAAGAGAUUCAAUGGCUGAUGUUACGGAAGAAGGAGCUCAUGCACCCUUGUCAGAAUCAGUUCCUACAUAUUACUUUGUGAAGUGGAUCAAUUGGAAAGGAGAAAGAACGCCAAUCAUAACUCAGAGUGAGAAUGGACCCUGCCCUUUGCUUGCAAUCAUGAACGUCUUAUUUCUGCGUUGGAAGGCUAAGUUGCCACCUCAGACAGAAGUGAUCACCACAGAGGAGCUGAUGGCACAUCUUGGGGAAUGCAUUUUAUCGAUAAAGCCAGGAGAAAAUGCGGAAGGGCUGGAGUUAAAUUUUCAGCAAAAUAUGAGUGAUGCCAUGGCAGUCCUUUCAAAGCUCUCUACAGGGUUGGAUGUAAACGUACGCUUCACAGGAGUGUCAGAUUUUGAGUAUACUCCAGAAUGCAUCGUCUUUGACUUGCUUAACAUUCCUCUCUAUCACGGCUGGCUGGUGGAUCCACAGAGCCAAGACACUGUAAAGGCAGUUGGGAAACUCAGCUACAACCAGCUGGUCGAAAAGAUCAUCCUCUAUAAACACUCUGCAGACAACAACCAAGUUAGUGAAGGUUUAGUAGCAGAACAGUUCCUGGAGUCCACAGCUUCUCAGUUGUCCUAUCAUGGCCUGUGUGAAGUCAGCACAACAGCAAAGGAAGGAGAGCUGUCUGUAUUCUUCAGGAAUAACCACUUCAGUACCAUGAUCAAACACAAGGACCACCUUUACCUGCUGGUGACUGAUCAAGGUUUUUUGCAAGAAGAGAAUUUAGUAUGGGAAAGCCUUCAUAAUGUGGAAGGUGAUGGCAACUUUUGCAACUCUGAGUUCCGGCUGAACCACCCUCCUGACACUCUAGCUCUGCAGCCGCAGCCUGUGACAGCACAGGGCCAGGCAGCUGUCAAGCAACAAGAGCAGCAGCGGCAGAUUGACCAGGAUUAUAUGGUGGCCAUGUCUCUGCAGCAACAACAACAACAGGGUCCAAAUGCACUGAGUGAUUUGGAGCUGGCCCGACAGCUCCAACAAGAAGAGUAUCAACAACAUCACCAGCAGCAGCCAUUGCCUCCUCAGCAGAUGCAGAGGGGCCAGCAGGCAGCACGGCAGGGGCCGGAGCGGAAACAGAAGAAAGAGGAUUCAGACUGUGUCAUAUUAUAGUCGGCAUCCACCUUCCAGAGCUGCUAAUGAUGACGCAUCGAAGGGUGCUGCUGCCGGACUAGAAGAAUCCUGUUUAAAGUUCUUGCAACUGGAGUUUUAUAAAAAUCCCAUCAUGGCAAUCUCUGGUUUGAUGAGAAGGUAGCCUCAAACUCACAAAGAACUGACCUCUUCCAACAGUUGACCGAAGUAAGUCUGGCCUGGGGAAAAUCCCACCUUGAAAAGCAUUUGUGAUGUUCUGAAGUUGGCUGCCCCUCGCGGAAGGGGCACUGAAGAGUUGUGGUUGGGCCCGUGUUAAGCUGGAGAUAUGCGCAGUUCAAAGCACAACGCUCAGUAUGACCCUGUGCACCUCUCUACAUACACAAAACACUGGUUGCUUUGUAUUUAAUAUGUAGGUUUAUGUUGUCUUAAUAAAAAAGCUUGAAAAAAAAAAAACCACAAAGUCCCCGACGCUGGCUUGUG
This is a messenger RNA of Polypterus senegalus (gray bichir), 2994 nucleotides long. It is a transcript of the gene mindy1, whose product is annotated as MINDY lysine 48 deubiquitinase 1. NCBI's taxonomy places the organism in Eukaryota, Metazoa, Chordata, Cladistia, Polypteriformes, Polypteridae. Gene Ontology annotation, biological process: protein K48-linked deubiquitination. Gene Ontology annotation, molecular function: K48-linked deubiquitinase activity; cysteine-type carboxypeptidase activity; cysteine-type deubiquitinase activity. The record is from RefSeq and is a predicted model, not a curated record. The transcript is spliced from 10 exons. Gene Ontology annotation, cellular component: cytosol; cell periphery. Bases 913 to 2535 code for a protein of 540 amino acids.